UCAUGACGUCACGAAGUGGGCAACACUUCGAACUCAGACUCAUGGAUUGUUGACACUCUCCCUAUCAAUGAUCAGAAUGUGAAUGCCUUCAACUUUCGUUUUAAGUGGAUUUAUUAAGAUUCAUACAUGUUCCAAUUGAGGAUUAAUCGUUGAUUCAUUUCGCCAUGUUGAAGUGCAUUCCUUUAUUUCGUGCCUGUAACAGACAGGUUGAAUCGGUGGACAGACGACACUGGGGCCUUACGAGUGUUCCUGACGAUGUUUUGCGAUAUGCAAGAAGUUUAGAAGAAUUAGCUCUAGAUGCGAAUCAAAUUAAAGAACUUCCAAGAGGAUUUUUUCGCCUGGUUCAAUUGCGGAAGUUAAGCCUCAGCGACAAUGAAAUUGGGCGUCUCCCCGAAGAAAUAUCAAACUUUGUUAAUCUUAUGGAAUUGGAUAUUAGUAAAAAUGAAAUCUUUGAAAUCCCAGACAAGAUAAAGUUAUGUAAAAACCUUCAAGUAUUGGACUUUAGCAGCAACCCUCUCACAAAAGGCCUCCCCGAUGGUUUAUUACAGUUGCGCAACCUGACACAACUUGGCCUUAAUGAUGUAGCCCUGCAGAGGUUGCCAUAUGACAUAGCCAGUCUGACAAGCCUGGUCUCCCUGGAGCUGAGAGACAACAUGCUCAAGAUCAUCCCACAGUCCAUAUCCUUUCUCAUCAAGCUCAAGAUCUUAGACCUGGGCAGCAAUGAUCUGGAGAACCUGCCACCAUCCAUUGGUUCCCUCCCCUCACUAGAAGAGUUGUGGCUGGACUGUAACUAUCUCACAGACCUACCACCUGAAAUUGGUAACCUGAAGAAGUUGUCUAUACUGGAUGUAUCAGAGAACCAGCUGGAUUAUCUCCCUGAGGAGACUGGGGGCUUGCAGAGCUUAACUGAUCUUUGUCUGUCACAGAAUGGGCUGGAGUAUAUGCCUGAGGGAAUAGGUAACCUUAAAAAACUGGCCAUUCUGAAGGUGGACAUGAAUAGACUUUUAUCACUUACCUCUCAAAUUGGCAGCUGUGAAAAUAUGCAAGAAUUGAUUUUAACAGAAAAUCUGCUCUCUGAUCUUCCAAAUUCUAUCGGCAAGUUAAAAAAUCUUCACAACCUAAAUGUGGAUAGAAAUAGGCUUACAGAGAUUCCUGUGGAGAUUGGCAAGUGUAACAAGCUGGGUGUGUUGUCUAUGAGGGACAACAAGCUGCUCCGCUUACCCCAGGAGCUGGGAAACUUGAACAAGCUGCAGGUGCUUGAUGUCUCUGGCAACCGGCUAGAGUACCUUCCCUUCACCAUUGCCAACCUGAACCUGAAGGCCCUGUGGUUGUCAGAGAACCAGGCCCAGCCCAUGCUCAAGUUCCAGACAGACUUUGAUGAGAGGACUGGCCAGAGGGUUCUCACAUGCUUCUUGCUACCCCAGCAAGGCUUCCACACAGAGAGCAUGGAGAAUCUCCUGAAGGGCAGCAUAGCUACAGAAGGAAGCUUCACUGAUAAGGACAGGCCUAGAGACAGUGUUAUUAGAUUUGCUGAGGAUAAUGAUAAGAUAGACACGGGAGGGGACUCGGACUCUGAUUCUAGCCACUUUGUAAGGCAUGACACACCCCACCCGAAGGAGCUCAAAGCCAGGCAUGCUAAGUUUCUCAAGGAUAAAAAUAUUGAUGGCCAUGUUAUACCCCACCACGAUAACAGAGAAGAAGAUCCAACAUUUCUGCCCUCAAGAGAUCAUGAUUCAAGGUAUUAUGAUGAUGAUGAUGAGGCCCCUGAGCCUUACAGCCAAGAUUCCCCUAGGGAGCCUCCAUCUGCUAACACAAACUCUUAUUCAUCGUAUCCUCGGAGGGAUGAUAGAUCUGCUCCAACAACACCACGACCUCCUGAAAUCAUCAAAGCCCCAGAGCUGGAAGGUGCACCACCACCAUCAGUCCCAUCUGAGUCAUCCUCAUCUGAAGAUGAGGAGCUCCCUCAUGAGUCGCAGCCCCUGCUGACUGGCAAGCCAUCCCAGCCCACUGUCAGGAUAGCUCCCAAUGAGGUGGAGGAGAUUGAUGACUCCCGGGACAUCGAGGAGGAUAGAAAUGAUUCUGGUUCUGACAGGGGCAGGAGGAGUUCUGAUGAAUCUGAUGACGAGGAAAGCUUACAAAGGGAUAAAAAGGUUGAGUUUGCACCAGAAGUUGAAGAGGAAAGCAAAGACCAUCGUCUGCGUAGGAGAGACACGCCCCAUUAUUUGAAAAAUAAACGUGUGAACAAGGAUGAUGAGUCGGAGCAGAAGGUUCUGGAAAUUUUGGCGCAGGCUGCUAAACAAAGGGAGACGGCAGCUAUGUCACCCAUAGUUAAGCCUCCAGAGGUGGAUAUCAUGUCAUCCCCACCACACCCCACCCAGCAAAUGCCAGUGGAAGUGCAAGAAGAAGUGCUAACUAUUCAUAUACUGCGAGAACCUGGGCAGGGGCUUGGCAUCAGUAUUGCAGGUGGCAAAGGCUCAACACCUGUCAAAGGUGAUGAUGAGAGUAUAUUUAUUUCUCGUGUAUCUGAAGAUGGUCCAGCUGGAAAAGCUGGAAUUAUCAAGGGGGAUAAGUUAUUGAAGGUAAAUGAUGCAGAUUUGGUGAAUGCAGAUCACUACGAGGCUGUGAAUGUGUUGAAGAGCAGCGGCAAUGAUAUAACCAUGGUUGUGGCAAGGGAGAAACUGGUGGCCAACGCUCAUGCUGAGGCCUUACAGGUAGAAGAUACGACCUAUGAAAGUGUUACAACAGUGUCUUUCACUGCUGAGCCAGAGACAGAAGUUUAUGGGGAGACUGUGUCAACUACAUUGAUACGAGAUCACACUGGGCUGGGCUUCAGUAUAGCAGGAGGUAGAGGGGCUGUACCCUUUAAAGGGAAUGAUACAAUGUACAAUUUGUUAGAGGCAAUUUACAUAUCAAAGGUCACUCCUGGUGGAACUGCAGACAAAGAUGGAGUACUGCAAGUUGGAGAUAGGAUUGUUUCAAUCAAUGAUGUGGACAUGGCUGAUGCCCGCCAUGAUCAGGCUGUAGCACUGCUGACCGGCCUGGACAGGAGCAUCAAGCUGGUGGUCUACAGGGAGAAGAUUGUGCCUAAAGGUGAGGGUGCUGAGCCCCCACCCCCGGGCAGCCAGCGUAUCCCCAGCAUCACCCAGCCGGUCAUCAACUGGCAGCACACCAGCACCGCCCCCGUCAGGACGCCCAGCCCGGUUGGUGCCCAGCCACCCCCUCGGCUCUCGCCGUCUCCUGCUAGUGCUGUUUCUUACAAUACUCCGUGGUCACCGCAGCCCACACCAUCCAGCCCACUCUCCCCGGCCGGCAGAGCCAGUGGUCCCAGCGCCACAUUCAGCUCCAGCUACUCUCCCAACCGGCACUCGGGGAUAGAGGCAAGCCCAGUGGUUCAAGCUGCAGCCCCAUCAAGCCCCUUUGCCUCAGCUGUGCCAACAUCCUACUCAUAUCUCAGCCAGCCUGCUGCGCCUACCAUUACAUUGACUGGUCAAGCACCUUCGUCUGCUAUAUCUCCGAAAUUCGGAACCAAGACUCUCUCAACAGACUGGGCAGCGCCGCCUGUGUCAGUCCAACCUCCAAAGUUUGUGUACCCAGGGUUCAGCAAGGCACCCCCUCCGUCGACUACGUCUUCAACAGCAUCGUUAUCGGCUGCACCAUCCAUAUCAAUCCCUCCCCCCACCCCCUCAUCUGUACCAGCUACAGCCACUAGAACUUCCACCUCUCUCCCCCCCACACAGACACUGACCAUGCCAGUGGUACUUCAGGUCACACGCUCACCCCCCAGCCCCACCCCCAGCCCGUCCAUAUCAACAAACUACUCUCGGGCUGACCCAGGGGUGACGAAGGUGUUGCACUUGCCCACCAUGUCAGUAGACACCCCAGAUGAUAGCCCAGAAUCAAAUCAUGUGGAUAUGAGGUCACCACAGCCUUACCCUGUUGAGGAUAUCACAAUAGUAAAAGCUGGAGGUCCCUUGGGUCUCAGUAUAGUUGGUGGCAGUGAUCACUCCAGUCAACCUUUUGGUGGGGACGAGCCUGGUGUUUUUGUUUCCAAGAUAGUCAAAGAUGGUGCAGCCUCUAGGACCAAUCUUAGGAUAGGAGAUAGAAUUUUAUCUGUAAAUAAUAAAGAUCUUAAGCAUGCCACACAUGAGGAAGCAGUGAUGGCUCUAAUCUCUCCUACCUAUGAGAUCCACCUUAAAGUCAGACAUGACCCUCCACCCCCUGGACUACAGGAGCUGACUAUAGUGAAAGAAGCCAGUGAAAAGCUGGGUCUUUCCAUAAAAGGUGGAGCUAAGAAUGCCACUUCACCCAACAAGAGUGAUGAGGGAAUCUUCAUAUCUAGAAUAAAUGAAGAUGGGGCUGCAGCUAGAGAUGGCAGACUAAAGACUGGACAAAGGAUUCUUGAGGUCAAUGGCCAGUCCCUUCUUGGUGCCAGCCACCAGGAAGCUGUCCGAGCCCUGCGCAGUGUGGGGGACAAGAUGACCAUCCUGGUCUGUGACCAGCCCCCAGAGAAGAGUGAGACCAACUCCCCCUCGGAGCUGUCCUCACCCAGCAGCCAGGGAGGUUUCCUCUCCUCCCUGCACGGCUCCGUCUCCAGCAUAGACAAGGACGACGAGGAGGCCCGCAUCCUGCAGCAGGAGUUGGAGUUGCUCAAGGAAACAGAGGAGUGGGAGAAGGAACAGCAGGAAAAACUUGGCAAACUCAAUGAACUAGAGAGCCCAGUUCUCUCCCUGCCUUCACUGCCAUCUUCACCUCCUCCACCCGCCCCACCUAUGGAGUCAGUCAUCACACCAGCUGGCAUCUCCUCCAGCCCAGUGCUCAGUUUACCCAGUCCAGUGCUCAGCCCACCCAGCCCUGUGGUCAUUACACCCAGCCCAGUGGCCAUUACACCCAGCCCAAUGGUCAGUGUAGCAGAUGGAGCCCAGAUAGAAGCACCACAACCAGUUCUGUUAAGUUCUGCUAGCCAAUCUGUGAUGAACAAACAAGUGCCUGUAAAACCACCAGUACCUGACAAGCCAGCCAACAACCAACUGCAUGUCAAGAAGCCUGUCACACUGCCUACAGCUGUACAGCCUACAGCCACUGCUGUUCUCAGCCCCGCUGCUCCUGCCACUGUUGUUGUAAAAAAUACACUUGAUCAUCCCAAACCAUCGACUAUUUUAAUGGCCCCAAAACCCUUCACCCCCACCCUAACUUCCCCCCGUCCAGCACCUUUCAUUCCCUUCAAGCCUUCUAUCUCUACCUCCCAGCCACCCACAGACUCCCACCCCCCAAAACCUGCACCCUUUGUCCCACCCCCUAAGCCUGCCCCGUUUGUUCCCCCAAAGAUAGCCCCUAAACCUGUGUUCAAACCGCAAGUGCCCCCCAGACACGACACCUCCCUUCAAGAUGGAGGUGACCACUCCUUAAUUCCUGUUUCCCCCCUUUCGCCCCCUGAAGCUGUAACUUUCGAUGUGAGAAAAGCUGCCAGAGUACCAUCAGGAGUAUUCACCAAGGCGGCCACCAAUGCUGAAAUAGAGAAAAUGAGCUUCCGUGAGAAACAGAAAUAUUUUGAGAAGGAGAUGACAGAGGUCCCUGCUACAAGGCCUCCAGCAAAACAGUUCAGUUACCUCUCAGAACACGAGGUGGCUAUGAUCCGCCAAGAAGAAGCUAAAAAAGUGGGUGGCAUGUCACAGGCUGAGAUCUUGUCUUAUGUUGCAGGCGGGACAGGGGACAUUGCUCCAGACCACGACUUCGACCAGAUGUUUUCAGGGGCAGUUGUGUCAGGGCCGUCCACAGAGAACAUGAAUGCUAGAGAGAGGGAGGCGGAGAAAAGAGCAUCAUGGCGGAGGGCUAGAAUGAAGAGCCUUGAAAAUGAUGCAGUGCAAGCCCAGGCAGUCAUAGCCAAGGCCCAGGAGUUGUCCAAGGAUUCUGCCAAUAAAAAUAUGACAAAGGGGCUUCAGGCUGUAGACAUCACUUUUGCUGAUGAGGCUGACACCAGGCACCCCAACCACAAUGGAGAUUCUAGGGUUGAUGAUAUUAGACAUGAAAUGCAUGGAAUGAAGCUGACGGAAACGAAGCAUUAAUAAUAGUGAUCUUUUAGAAUUGUAUGAAAUUGACAACCUGACAAGUCAUAAAGGGAAAGAACUAGCACCAGAGUUGAGGCCCUUUACUAAGCUUUACUUUGAAUAUUGGUUUUGUGAUAAAUCACCUAGCCAGUAACACUAUGAGGUGUACCCAUAUGAUGUAUGGCCUGCACGGAUUUCUAGAUGCUCAUCAUUUUUAAAUACAGACUGUAUGUUGCAGUUUUUUUAUGUUGUAUCAGUUCAUGUAAAAAAAAAAAUUUAUAAUUUUUAAAUGGUAGCUCCAUUGUUUUAGACAGAACAAAAAAAAAAUAUUUUUAUUACUGUGUACAGCUGGUUUCUACUUUUACUCAAAUUUUUAACUGCAGCAUUGUAAGUUGGUCAAGUUUUAAAUAAAACAUUGCUAUCAAGUCUUGUUCAGUGCCAGUGUUGUUUAUAUGUGGAGCAAAUGAUAUAACACCAGGGACAACACUAGGGGAAGCUGACAGUCAGCUGAGUGUGUACAUAAUGGUUUAGUGUGAGCUCAUUCUUUCAUUGGUUUCUCAUGUGAUGUGUUGAGAACAUAUACAAGGCUUUACAAAUUAAUGCAGAGAUUCUGUUGGACAUAUUGAUACAACAGAUGAAGAGAAUUUAACGUGUCCAUGAACAAUAUCAUUUGUAUUUAUAACAUGCACUGCACAGAGAUUCUAUAAAGGGCAUGUACAAACUGAAUUGUUCUAUAGUUUUCACACCCAGCUCUAUCCCCUCACCCGUUGAUAUAUUUUUUUGCAUGUCAUUUCUGCCUUGUAAAUUAUGGUCCCAAUUGUUACUGGCACAUGGGGUGGUGUGUACUACAAGCUGGUGGCAAUCUGUCGCCUAGAUGGUCAAUUGUUACUGGCGCAUGGGUUAGUGUGUAGCCGAGAUGUAGGUUACUCACACUAAUUUCAAUUGUUUCUUUGUAUUCCAUGUGUUCAUAGAAUAUUUUAUGAAUCUGCUGUAGGUCACCCUCUUUCAAUUUUUGUCUCUCCAUUUACCACCUGUUUCAGGUGAACUUUAAUUCAACCAUCUUAUAAAACCAAUGAACUGGUCUUGUGUUUAGAAUAUUGUUGUAGUAGAUUGGUUUGAGAUUUUUGUAUAAAUAAGUUUUUGGUUGUGAUGGCCACUUUAAUUUAGUUGCAUACGUUGAACAAUAGCGCGGACAAGUCUGACCAGCAUACGACUGGGUCGGCUUGAACACUGGGCUCAAGAUGAUUGCUACAACUACUUAAUGUUUUAUUACGUACAGACAUAUCCUUUUUAUUUGCAAUACAAUUAACCUUUUAAGCUACAUACAAGUAUUACUUGAUGGUGAUGCUAUGAACGAAGUUUUUAAAAUAUUUUAGAUAACUCAUAUAAAAAUGAUAUCCUGCUAUUAUCUUCUUUAUAAAAAAAUGACCAUAAAAUUCUCGUUACACAACUAUUUUUUAUUAUAAAAAAUUCUAGAUUGUUGCAGGAGAUAUAGAUUUUAAAAAACAGUGAGUUGUGUAUCAUUUUACUGUCUGUAUAUGGAUUAUAAGAAAUUAAAAAUGUUUAUUUGCAAUUUUUUAUUUAUUUUACUUUAAUAGUUUACUGAGAGAUUUAAAUUAAAAAUAUCUUUGAUGGAAAAAAAAUAUUUUUUUUUGUUUUCUAUAACUUUUGUGUUCUGUACAUUUAUUUUGCUUUUUAAAAUCUUUUAUUGCUUUACCAUGGGGAUGGAAGUGUAUCCUUGCUUUGUACCACUUAUAGAGCUUGAAAUGUUUGAUAGAUGCACUUCAGUAUUUUUUAGGUUCUAGAGUCCACAUAUUAUUUUUGUGGAUUACAUUCUAUAGUCUGUAAACAAUUUAAUUUUGUGGAUUAAUUUCUAUAGUCCAUUUACAUUAUAAUUUUGUGGAUUAAAUCCUUUGGUCCAUUCAUAUUUUAAUGAUGUGGAUUAAAUGCUUUAAUCCAUUCAUAUUUUAAUUAUGUGGAUAAAAUACUUAAAUCCAUUCAUAUUUUAAUGAUGUGGAUUAAAUCCUUUAAUCCAUUCAUAUUUUAAUUAUGUGGAUUAAAUACUUUAAUCCACUCUAAAGAUGUGGAUUAAAUCCUUUAAUCCAUUCAUAUUUCAACUCAGUGGUCUGGAAUUCCUAAAGCUGUCAGAUCUGAAUGGUCAUCAAACAACUGGGCUGGUAAAUGUACAAAUAAUGGAUGAUUUAAUAGUCUAUGUGUAGUGUUGGCCAUUUUAAAUUUUUUUAUUAUACAUUGUUGUGUACCAAUUUGUUAGCUGAUUUUAUACUAUUGUAUUUUGGGUUGGUGGAAAUGUUUUCAAGUUGCCUGUUGAUUUUGUGUAGGUAGACCUGAGCCAGUCUCUAGCAGUUUAGUUUAUAUUUGUGACAGUGUGAACUUGUACCCAUUUUUUUUUUUAUUUCAAAGAAUUUUAAAAAAUAAAAUACUCUGUUCCGUAUGACUGCUUGACCAAAGCACGUCUAGUUGGUGUGCAGAUGACCAGUGGCCUUGCAGGUCACUGAAGCAAGUUCCAAUCCAGUGGACUUCAACAUUGCAGUCAGCAGAAUGAAAAGAACCUUGCUAAAAUGAGUAAAAUGGAUGGGUUGUGCAUGCUCUCCCCUGUUCUUUUGCAACACUAAGUUCGGCUUCUCUUCUAUUUGAGAUGAUACCCUUCAUUCAAAUCAGCUGUUCCUUUUAAGUUGCGCACAUGACCUUUAAAUGUACCCCAUUUAUAUUACCCCUUUGAGGCACAGAUGUGUAUUAAAGUUUAUCAAUAUUUAAAAAAAAAAAUUUCUUCAGUAUUUUAAUCCUUUUUAAAUUUCAAUUUUUUUUAAUGUAUUUAUUUUUUUGUGUCAGAAUAACAAAGUCAAAAUUUGUAAUUGAUUUACUAUAUAGAAAAGCUGUAAUUUUAAGAAAAAUUGCAUAUUAGAAAUUUUGAAGAAAUUUCCCUGUGGUCGCUGUACUUUUUGUACAAAUGUAUGUGAGAGAUCGACCAUUUUGUUAACAUACAAACUUAGACAUCUGAUUGUCUUGUAUGUGUGUACCUAUAGCAUUAAAGCGUUGUGUCCAGUACGGAGGGUGAGGAAGUGUCAAGAACUACCCAUGCUGGCUAUUGUGUUCUGUUUAUGUUUGCACAUAACACUAGUGAGUUCCUCAUCAAACAAAUAUCUAUUCUGUACAUAGACAUACAUUGAAAACAAAUUUUUUUUUGUAAAUUGGUUUAACAAGAUAUAAAAAAAAAACAUGGUUUUGAUAUCAGCAAA
This is a messenger RNA of Physella acuta, 9301 nucleotides long. Its product is annotated as protein scribble homolog. Gene Ontology annotation, molecular function: protein kinase binding. Gene Ontology annotation, cellular component: basolateral plasma membrane; postsynaptic density; postsynaptic membrane. NCBI's taxonomy places the organism in Eukaryota, Metazoa, Mollusca, Gastropoda, Physidae. The record is from RefSeq and is a predicted model, not a curated record. Gene Ontology annotation, biological process: cell-cell adhesion; establishment or maintenance of epithelial cell apical/basal polarity; receptor clustering.